UUGUUUUUGCUGGUGAACAUGGAGAGAUACACCUUGCCUCUUAACUCAACCUCUGUUCCUGCACAACUCCCCUACAACGCCACAGUUUAUAUGAACGGCUCUUUCAAACCUUUCAGUGUGUUUGAUGGCUGUGACAUGUACAUCGAGGCAAUUCUUUUUGACCUUACCUUUCAGAUUAUCAACGUAGUCGUGGGAAUACCUGCCAACCUCCUUGUUAUUGCGAUUCUCAUCCACAAUCACAAAGAACCGUCCACUUCAGACCUGUUCCUGGGCUGCUUGGCCUUCAUGGAUGCCUACUUUGGCAGCAUGACGCCCCUCAGCUUCUUAAAUCUUUACCUCUGGCAAAGCAAAGAGGUGUGGUUAGCGAUUAAGUUUUCCUUUGGAGUGAAAGACACCAGCGGCCCGUUGUUUCUCUCUUGUAUCUGCUUGGAUCGAUUUGUGGCGGUGCUCUUUCCAAUCACGUUUGGGCAGCUGAAGUCCAUCAAGUACAGGUUAAGCCUCACCCUGCUGGUACUCUGUCUCACCUUUGCCUACUCUGCUGCCAAGAUGGUGGGCGGUCUCCCCAACUUCGAGAAGGUGUUCACUGGUGAGGUCCUUGCAGCUUUCGCCUGGAUGGUGCUGUGCAACGCAAGCAUCUUAUGGGUCCUAAAGAAAUCCCGUGGCGUUGGGAAAGACGAAAUGCAUCCCAUGAAGAAGAAGGCAUUCAAGAUGGUGCUCUCCAUCCUCUGUAUCAUUGUGUUCAACUAUCUGCCUCUCGUCGCACUGUUCCCAUUCGAAGACCAUUACUCCCCUGAUGUGUUUCGUUGCUAUGUGCAGCCCGCCGGCUUCGCUUUUCUCAACAUCAGCAGCACUAUCCAGCCACUUGUCUACCUGUCCCGUCUGGAGAAGGUUCCUUUCCUCCCAGAAACUUUUAUUAAGAAAUUUUCUUCCUGCAUCAGCAGAAAGAAAAGUAAAGAAGUCUCCGAACCAAAACCAUCUGCUUAAAUUUAUAUGAAAACAGAACAGCAUGUCAUGAAAGAGACUGGAGAAGAUUCCUUAAUAGGUUUAGAUAGAAAUGCAAUGAUAACCAUGUUUACCAUUUUAACUAGAAAGGGUAGCAACUUCAUAAUGAUAUUAAAUGUAUUGUCAUGUGAUGACGUUCAAUGAGAAGUCAACUGUUUGG
Molecule: messenger RNA, 1162 nt
Organism: Poecilia latipinna (sailfin molly)
Lineage: Eukaryota; Metazoa; Chordata; Actinopteri; Cyprinodontiformes; Poeciliidae
Product: G-protein coupled receptor 183-like
Exons: 1
Coding region: 19-984 (321 amino acids)
Biological process (GO): phospholipase C-activating G protein-coupled receptor signaling pathway; positive regulation of Rho protein signal transduction
Cellular component (GO): plasma membrane
Molecular function (GO): G protein-coupled receptor activity
Source: RefSeq, a predicted model, not a curated record